ACCUAAGUGAUGAUUUGUUAUCAAUACCUUUUAAAAUCAUCAUAUUGUAGCAGGCUAGCAGCCAGUGCUUUCUAUAUAAAGAAUCAAAUAUACUCUGUGACUAAUUACAUCAAACACAUCAAGCAAAGUAACAAAUUCCAUAAACACAAUUAGCUAAAAGAAAGAAACAAUCAUGAAGGCCACCAUAUCCAUCACUACCAUCUUUCUCGUGGUCGCUUUGGCCGCACCCUCCCUAGCUCGUCCUGACAACCAUGUCGAGGACUCUGUAGGCCGUCUACUUCGUCCUGGUCAAACGUACCACAUCGUACCUGCGAAUCCCGAGACAGGAGGAGGUAUUUUCUCGAACAGUGAAGAAAUCUGUCCUCUUGACAUCUUCCAGUCAAACAAUCCGCUUGACUUGGGCCUACCCAUCAAAUUUAAGUCCGAGUUAUGGUUUGUUAAGGAAAUGAAUAGUAUCACCAUCGAGUUUGAGGCUCCGAACUGGUUUUUGUGUCCUAAAGAAUCCAAGGGGUGGAGAGUUGUGUACUCUGAAGAAUUCAAAAAGAGUCUUAUAAUAAGCACUGGUGGUUCAUCAAACCCAAGUGGCUUCCAGAUCCAUCGAGUCGACGGAGGUGCUUACAAGAUUGUAUAUUGUACAAACAUCUCGACUACUACGUGCAUGAACGUUGGCAUAUUCACCGAUAUCUCUGGUGCACGACGCUUAGCCUUGACCAGCGAUGAGGCUCUCCUAGUUAAGUUCCAGAAGGCAGCAACUCCAAAAGCUGAUUUGAAGACUAAGCUGAGGAUGUUCCCUUUCUACUGAUUCACAACUCUUGUACCAAGAAAAAGUGUCAAAAAUAUGGCCUCUUGAAUAAUGGUUGAGACAAUACCAACCACUUGUGAUUAGUUUGUGUGUUUUUUCUGGUAUGAUCAGUGUGUCACUGUCAUGUGUUUUUUGCUUUGUUUAAGGAUUAUGCUUGUGUAUAAAUGAAUUAUAUAAAACCCGCUUUGUGUUUAUGGAUUUGGGAGAUAUGUAUACUAGAGCGGACGACAUAUUAUUCUUUCGGUCUCGCAACAACUUUGUAAAAUUUGACCAAUUAAAAAGUGCUUAAAUAAUUAACCCUAAAUAAA
Arabidopsis thaliana (thale cress) is the source of this 1110-nucleotide messenger RNA. It is a transcript of the gene DR4, whose product is annotated as drought-repressed 4. The record is from RefSeq and is marked reviewed. Gene Ontology annotation, molecular function: endopeptidase inhibitor activity. The coding region runs from base 173 to 802 and encodes 209 amino acids. Lineage: Eukaryota; Viridiplantae; Streptophyta; Magnoliopsida; Brassicales; Brassicaceae. The transcript has a single exon. Gene Ontology annotation, biological process: response to stress.